This is a messenger RNA of Topomyia yanbarensis, 1068 nucleotides long. RefSeq names its product replication protein A 32 kDa subunit (gene RPA2). The transcript is spliced from 3 exons. Gene Ontology annotation, cellular component: nucleus; chromosome, telomeric region; DNA replication factor A complex. The record is from RefSeq and is a predicted model, not a curated record. Gene Ontology annotation, molecular function: DNA binding. NCBI's taxonomy places the organism in Eukaryota, Metazoa, Arthropoda, Insecta, Diptera, Culicidae. Bases 143 to 892 code for a protein of 249 amino acids. Gene Ontology annotation, biological process: double-strand break repair via homologous recombination; DNA replication; nucleotide-excision repair.
GAAACUAUAAACAAAAAGCGGUCUCGCUCGUAGUAGUUCACGGUGGUAGACGAUUACAAGAAAUUUCCUGUUUUCCCUGUAUAUAAAACUAAAACCACCCGAAACACAGUUCGCUAGUUUGCUGCACAAUCCAACCGGAAUAAUGAACGAUAGCUUCGGUGCAGGAGGAUUCAACGCGACCGGUGGUGGUGGUGGCGCCGUGCAGGAAAAUAAAGCAGAAGGUGUACUACCACUUACCAUUCGUCACAUCCAGGAAUCGUCGGACAAUGGACUGCAACUGUUCGGCAUUCAGUACAGUAUGGUGACGUUCAUUGCGAUUGUGCGAAACAUUGACCACUCGUCGACAAAGAUCACCUACCGGCUGGAGGAUCACACCGGCCAGGUCGAUGCACAUCUUUGGCUAGAGGAGGGCGAUACGACACAGGUGCCGGGGAUUGUGAUGCAUGGUUACGCUCGGAUUGUGGGAUCGGUACGGAAUCAGGGCGGCAGUAAGGCGGUGAUGAUCUUUAAGAUCGAUCAGGUUUCGUCGCCCAAUGAGAUUACUACCCAUCUGCUGGAGGUGUUGAAUGCACGGUACAAGGGUGAGGAAUACGCUAAGGCUGUAGCUGGCGGUUCUGGAUAUGCGGGGGCUGGUGAUAAAGGGUCCACUGCGUCCAGUGGAGGAUUCAUGGAAACCGAUGGUAACACUAUGGGACUCACUGGAAAGCAGCUGCUGGUGUACAAAGCUAUUAAGGGACACAUUUCCGAUAUCGGAAUCAGCCGAAAGGAAUUGCAGCAAAAGUUUCAGCAUAUUAGCGGCUCGGAGAUGCAGAACAUUACCGAUUAUAUGACUCAGGAAGGCAUCAUCUAUACCAGCGUUGAUUCUGAUCACUUCCUCUGUGUGGAUUCGUAAUUUCGAUUCGUCAGCUACAUGUUAUGAGUUAAAUAGAUUUUUAGUGCUACUGUUUAAUUCCCAUGAUCCGUUAACAAGAUGCUGAUAUUGGUUAAUAUUAGGAAGCCCUAAAAUAUCGCACUUUUACAAUUCAAAAAUUAUUUUCAAAUCAAAGCUUUUUGUUCGUUGCCACUGAG